AUGCCAAAAUAUUUAAUUCAGUUUGUUCAACAACAUCCAAGUUUUCGUAUUUUCGAAUUAGAAUCAGUUGCAAAAAUAUUCAAUAUCAAUGUUGAAUAUAAUCCAAAUGAUUUAGAUGUAUUAGAGUCAUUAGAUCCAUCGAUAGAGUCACCAUUUCUUUAUGUAAAUAUUCCAUCAGAUGAGGAUGUAAAGAAAAUUUGUUCAAGAGCAGUGUUGAUUAAACAAGUUAUUUCAGUUUGGGCUGAAAAUAAAAAUUUAAAAGGUAUAUUAGAAGAUAUUAAUUCAAACUAUGAUAAAAAAUUCUUGUCAAAUUAUUUAGUUGAUAAAACUUAUAGAAUCGAAGUAGAUGGUUAUGGCACUAAAUAUACACAACCAAAAAAGUUGGAAAUGAUGUUAAAGAUCUCAGAAUCACCAUUGUGGGAUAAUGGAAAGGUGGUAAUGAAGCCAACAGACGAAAGUAAUCACAUUGUUUGGACCAUUCAGACUGAUUUUGGUGUUGAAAGACAAGGAAUGGUUAGAAAUGACAGUUUAGAGCCACGUAUUAUCUUUUUUGGUCAAAGAGUUGCAAGAGGUAACAGAGACGAUAUUAUUAGAUUUAACCUUCAAGAAAGAAAAUAUUUAGGUACAACCUCAAUGGACCCAGAGUUAUCUUUAGUUAGUGCAAAUAUGGGUUUGGUUAAAAAAGGUGAUUUCAUGUUAGAUCCAUUUGUUGGUACUGGUUCUUUUAUUAUUGUUAGUUCACAUUUUGGCGCACAAACUGUUGGCUGUGAUAUCGAUAUGAAGGCCAUGAGAAAACAAGAGGAAUGCAAUUUAGAAACAAAUUUUGCAGAUUAUGGAUUAUCAUCACAUUUAAUGGGUACUGUAUUAUGUGAUAAUAGUUGUCCACCAUGGAGAACAAUCCCAAUGUUUGACUCAAUUAUUACAGAUCCACCAUAUGGUGUCAGAGCUGGUGCUAAAAAGGUAGGAUAUAAAGAUAAUCGUAGAAAUAGAGAUAUUCCAGAAGAGUGCAAGGUUGGUCAUGUCCCACAAUAUAUUGAAUAUAAAGUACCAGAUGUAAUGGCAGAUCUUUUAGAAUUAGCAGCUAAAACAUUAGUCAUUGGUGGUAGAUUAGUUUAUUGGUUACCAACUUCACCAGAUUAUAAAGAAACAGAUUUACCAAGACAUCCAUGUUUAAGAUUAAUCACAGCAUCAUGUCUUCAAAUUUUAACAAAUAGAUGGGGUAGACGUUUGGUUAUUAUGGAAAAAACUAUUAAUUAUAACGAUGAAAUUCAUCAUAAAUCAAAAUUAACUCAAGAUGAUUUAGGUCAAAUCGAUCCACAACAUAAAGAUCUUCGUCAAAUUGUUUUUUGGAAAGCAAUGGGUUCAAGCGAGAAAUCAUUAAGAAAAGAAAAAAAGAAAGAAAACCACAAAAAUAUUGAUUAUAUAAACGAAAGAAAAAAAAUAAACAAUAGUGACAAUAAUAAUAAUAGUAAUAAUAAUAAUGAAAAUACAGAUAAUACAAAAAUAAUAUAAUAAAAAUAAAUAUUUUAUUUAAUUUUUUAAUAU
Messenger RNA from Dictyostelium purpureum, 1545 nucleotides. RefSeq lists its product as uncharacterized. Gene Ontology annotation, biological process: methylation. Gene Ontology annotation, cellular component: cytoplasm. The transcript is spliced from 3 exons. Gene Ontology annotation, molecular function: nucleic acid binding. Lineage: Eukaryota; Evosea; Eumycetozoa; Dictyosteliales; Dictyosteliaceae. The record is from RefSeq and is a predicted model, not a curated record. The coding region runs from base 1 to 1512 and encodes 503 amino acids.